Saccharomyces eubayanus is the source of this 738-nucleotide messenger RNA. RefSeq names its product Rcn1p (gene RCN1). Gene Ontology annotation, molecular function: calcium-dependent protein serine/threonine phosphatase regulator activity. Gene Ontology annotation, cellular component: nucleus; cytoplasm. The coding region runs from base 1 to 738 and encodes 245 amino acids. The record is from RefSeq and is a predicted model, not a curated record. NCBI's taxonomy places the organism in Eukaryota, Fungi, Ascomycota, Saccharomycetes, Saccharomycetales, Saccharomycetaceae. Gene Ontology annotation, biological process: calcium-mediated signaling. The transcript has a single exon.
AUGCCUUCCUUCAAAGAAGUAUCUAUUAGUUUUAUGAAAAAAGGUAAAAUAAAAACAAGAAAUAAACAGAUAUCAAAAACAGAAGCGCUGAUGAGCAAGGUUGUAACGGACACAGUGAUCAUAACCUCAGGUAGGUGUGAUGUUGUUGAUAAUGACAAUGUGGAACGAAUCCAGGGUUGGUUAUCUAAGUAUAUUUUAACGAAGUUCCAAAUCAACGAAGAUGAACCGCUACAGUUGAUCGUUUUAAAAAGAUUCAAAAGAAUACUGUUAAUCUGCCCCAGUCAUGACUUAUCUCAACAUGUUAUGGCUGCAUCUCAUGCUUCGGAGGUGGAGAAGCUCAACUUUAGUUACUCUUUACAAGAUGGAUAUAACAAUUUAGCCAAAGAAUACUUGAAGGUACCAGAGAGCGAAAAAAUGUUUCUGAUUUCACCUCCAGCGUCACCACCGCCUGAAUUUGACUUUAGCAAGUGUGAAGAUGCACCACAGAGACACGUUCAGAGUCAUAUACAGCAGCAGCAGCAGCAGCGAAUGAAAGCGGGCCACCUGUUGCCAAACAACCCAGAUGAAGACAGUAACGGUACUUUCACGUUGUUGAAAUCAAAAGUGGGCGCUAUCACGAUUAACAGGUGUCCCACAAAUGAAGAUUGCGGAAAUAAGCGAUUAGUGGAUCAUGUUAAGACAGCUCUCCCACCAAAAUCCAUAUUUGACAGUGAUGACGAUGAAGGGACAACAUGUUGA